Molecule: messenger RNA, 1849 nt
Organism: Dicentrarchus labrax (European seabass)
Lineage: Eukaryota; Metazoa; Chordata; Actinopteri; Moronidae
Gene: rassf6
Product: Ras association domain family member 6
Exons: 11
Coding region: 556-1596 (346 amino acids)
Biological process (GO): signal transduction
Source: RefSeq, a predicted model, not a curated record
GAAUGAGGAGUGGUGGGGCGGCUGGGAGGACAGCUGCUGAAUACCUGAGAUAUUUUGGCAAACAAGCUGAGACAGAAAGAGCAAAAGAAAGGAACAAAGCUGCUGCCUAAAGACUGCUGUGUUAUCCACUGGAAUUCAGGAGAAUUAGAGACAAAGAUAAAGAUAGAAAUGCAAUAAAGUGAGAGAAAAGAAGAGAGAAGCCACGUGGAUAUUCCAACAAUCUCUGUUCACAGGCACAGGCUUCAGUGCCUGAGACCAAAAAAUAAACAAAUGGCUGGGUCUACACUGUCAUCACUGGUUACUGGGUGGAGUACUGUUAUUAAAUCUCUUGGAAACAAGCGCAAAAUAAGAAAGUGAAAGAGUAAAGGCUCGGCUAGAGAGAGAGAAAAAGGGAUAAAUAUAACACAAAAACCUUCAGAGAAAGAGAGAGAGAGAGAGAGAGAAAGGAAAGAGAUAUUUAAAGCACAGAAAGAAGAACGACAGAGAGACAAAGAAACAGAAUCAAGAGGAGAGCUCUGAUUUGUCAUGUUAGAGAAGUAGUUGAUACAACCAGAGAUGAAUAAAGCUGCUCGUCUCCAAGGGAUCCAGGCAGGGGAUGGGAGGACACUGUCCAGAGCAGAGUUUCUCUCACUGCUGAAAACCUACAACUGCUUCCUAAAGGACCAAACUCAACUUCACCUCGCUUACUCACAGGGUGCUGAUGGAGAGGUGGUGGUGGAAGGCUUCCUGAAUAUCUCCUGGGGAGUGCGGAGACCCAUCAGGCUGAAAAUACAGGACGACAAGCAGAUGCUUCCCUUUGCUCCUCUGAUCUCACCUGACCCCACCAGUCCAGUCAGCCCGAUCGGAAACAAGAGGGGUAUGACACGAUGGGGAGAAUAUGUUGACCUUCACCAGAUAGAUGAGAUGGCUGAGACACCACAGGACACAGUAGUCACUGCUCCUUUACCAGGUCCAGUUGUUUAUGAGACCACCACACUGCGUCCUGUGAGGCAGAAGAACUCAGAGCUGGAGGCGGAGUCCAACCUGUUUCGCUGCAUGAGUGACGCCUCAUUGGUUAAGAGGAGGAGGGGAAAGGGAAAGUCAGCAGCACAAAGAGAGAAAGAAAGACAACACCGCUUUUCUAUCAAUGGACACUUUUAUAACUAUAAGACCUCUAUCUUCACUCCAUCCUUCGGUACGCCAACUAAAGUUCGUAUCUCCAGCAUGAUGACCACGAACCAGGUCAUUGAACAGUUACUAAACAAGUUCAAGAUAGAGAAUGAUCCCCAGGAGUUUGCUCUUUACUGUAUUCACCAGAGUGGAGAAAAGAGAAAGCUCAACAACAGAGACCAGCCCCUAUGGGAGCGCAUACUACAGGGACCCUCUGACGACAUCAUGAGGAUCUUUUUGAUGGAUAUGGACGAAGAGGAAGUCAGCAAUGAUGUAGCCCAGUAUUUGAACUUGGAGCUUCCUAUCCUGGAGCAGGUUCUACUGAAACUCAGAGAGGAGGAGAACAGAGAGAUACAGAGGGUCAUUGGCAAGUACCAACAGCAGCACAGACUCCUAUCCCAUAUGCUGAACUGUAAGACGUCACAUCACAUUGAGACCAGCGUUUGAUGACUGCUGAUCUAAGUCACUGACCAAUCAUUCAUCGCAGUACCACCAUAAGGAUGAACGAGUAACUGUGGAUGAAACACUGUACAUUUUUUUACAAGGUCUUUAACUUUAUAAACAAGGUUAAAGUUGCAAAAAAAAAGUUGCUUAAUUUUUUAAACUGUAAAAUACGUACAAAAUAAAUGUGUAAGCUGAUGUAAAUAACUGUAAAUCAGUGUUGUGUGUUCAUAAAUAAAUAAAAGUUGUGGGACCAUUA